Molecule: messenger RNA, 1061 nt
Organism: Cyphomyrmex costatus
Lineage: Eukaryota; Metazoa; Arthropoda; Insecta; Hymenoptera; Formicidae
Product: circadian clock-controlled protein
Exons: 4
Coding region: 124-873 (249 amino acids)
Biological process (GO): multicellular organismal reproductive process
Source: RefSeq, a predicted model, not a curated record
ACCACCUGCCACCGUGGGUCCUCGGUCCAGCAACCCCGUCGUCGAAUCUUGCACCCAGGUCUUUAUUGUCAGAAGACAAUUCCGUUGAGCUUCCUGUCUGCUUAUUUUCCAUUUUUGUAAAACAUGGCAUCAGUGAAGGCAACAUUUACGAUUCUCUUGACAGUGGCGACGACGGGCGUAAUAGCUUCACGAGAUAUACCCGAGUUCCUGCAUGUUUGCCAAACGAGCGAUCCGCAUUACGAGGAAUGUAUCAGAGAGAGCAUAGAACAUAUGAAGCCGUACCUUAAGACAGGUGUACCAGAAUACAAUAUUCCAUCAUUGGAGCCUCUCAUACUAAAAAAAUUAACGUUUGCUCCAACAAGUAGUUUACAAUUGGAGGCAUCUGAAAUCGUGACACGUGGUGCUAGUAACUUUAUAAUUAAAAAAGCGAAAAUCGAUUUAGACACUUUGAUCGUUCUUGUGGAUGUGGAACUGCCAAAUAUUCAAGUUGAAGGGAUAUAUGGAAUCGACGGCAAGUUACUGUUACUUCCGAUUCGCGGAUCCGGCCCGAUUCAUGGCAAUUUUUCAAAUUGCAUAGGCGCUUGCAAAAUACAGAUUGAAAAAUAUCUCGACGAGGACGGCGAAGAGAAGAUGCGCAUCAAGGACUUCAAAUUGAAAAUCUCAGUAGGAAAAGGAAUGAUAAAGCUAGAUAAUCUAUUUGGUGGCGAACAAGCCCUUGGAGAUGUCAUUAAUUUGGCUAUCAACAACAAUUUCGAUAUCUUCCUGAAGGAGCUUUCGCCGCAAAUAGAAAAGGGACUAUCUGAUUCAUUUCAGGAUAUUGCUAGCAGUAUCAUUCAACAGUUUACAUUCGCACAACUCUUCCCCGGCGCAUAAAUCGACCAAUAGUGAUCGGGCGGGCUGGAAAACAUAAAUUAAAUUUUUUGCUAAAUUACAAAAUAAGCAAUAGAGUGAAUCAGGAAAAUUUAUUGCUGUUUUUCACUAUAUUGAAUCUACCUUCCUAAGUUUUUUAAAAUUUUAUAACACAAGGAUGAAUGGUUUAAUCAGAACUAAACCAAAAUUCA